Molecule: messenger RNA, 2887 nt
Organism: Oncorhynchus tshawytscha (Chinook salmon)
Lineage: Eukaryota; Metazoa; Chordata; Actinopteri; Salmoniformes; Salmonidae
Product: G protein-activated inward rectifier potassium channel 4
Exons: 4
Coding region: 959-2653 (564 amino acids)
Biological process (GO): potassium ion import across plasma membrane; regulation of monoatomic ion transmembrane transport
Cellular component (GO): plasma membrane
Molecular function (GO): inward rectifier potassium channel activity
Source: RefSeq, a predicted model, not a curated record
UUUGGCAGUUAGUUGUGAUGACUCUCCUUAAUGUACAGACAUACAUACCUCCAUCCUCUACUUUCCUCCUCUGUUUGUAUUUUCAUAGUUUCCCUGGUUGUUCUAGCUAAUUCCUUCUCGUGUUGGUCUGGUUAUAUGGAGGUUGUUGUAAGGUUACAACUAAAAAAGGGACUUUUGUUUUUACAGUUAUGUAACUUUUAGUAAUGGGCCGCACAUCUCAGAAUUGGUGAAGCCCCAUCUGUGUAAAAUCAACACAUUUAUGAAGAUGUUAAACAUUAGCGACACAUCAUAAAUGUCGCAUCUCAACUAUUCUACAGAUAAGGGUUUAUUAUACAUCUCUAGAUUUUCCUCUACAUCAUUCGGAGUGCAAGCCUUAAUUAGCGCUGUUGAUUACAAUGCCUUGGGCAGUUCAUGGUCUACUGCACUCUGGAGUCAGAGUCGAUAUUGACGUGUUCCAAAAUCGUACACGCAGCGCAGCACGUCUGCUGCUACGAGCUGUUUGGCGGACCAGUAGAGGAUAGAAUGACAACACAAACAGUAACAGUGACCACAAGAAAUAAUAGAGACUUGCCCAGGGUUUAUUUGACCACAUCUGGGGAAAAACAAUUACCUAAACCCUCGUAACUAAGAGAAAGACCGUAAUCUCCUCAAAAUCCAUCACCAUGCUCCUUGGUUGUUCCCAGAUUAAUUUAAAGGGAUUAGUCAUAAUCCUGGAUGUUUAAUUAGAUCCAGCAGAGACCGAUGAUAUCACACGACGCACGUCACAUUAGAAUGAUCUGAAAGGUCAUCGGGUUGGGAUGAGAGGGGGAGGAAUGAUGUAAGAAAUUAUACUGAGGGAGAGGUAACCAUCUGGUGGAAGAAGUCCCUCCGUAUCAGAGAUCUGUCAUACACCCACUGACCCACAGCUGGAUUUAACGUUCUAGCAAUCCCUCAAAUUUCACAUACAGCGUAUGACUAAAUGAUCAGGACAAAAGGAGGAACACGAAAUCAACUUCCUGAGCCCUCGGCAGCUCAGCUGCCACACAGAGCACAGGAAUCUACAGUAGUCUCUGUGAUGGUUUCCACCAUGAUGUGCAGCAGGGUGACAUUACACGAGCCCCAUAACGGAGACUACAGGAGUCCUAUGAGAAUUGCCCCUCGCAGGAACUCUAUUCCCCCAACAAAGGCUCUCACAGCCAAACAUCUCCUGGCAUACCCUAGACCACCCCCAGAGUCAACACGCUUUACCCCAUAUCCAAAGAAGGUUGUAGCAAAAACCAACAUGGCCAUGAUGAUGCUCCACUCCAGAAGAGCCUCUCUCUUCCCCAGCACAAAUAACUUCCCAGCUCUCCCACCCCAGCUAGUCCCCUCUGCAUCCCCCCAGUCACAUCCCAAGACCCCAGCCCCCCAUAGGGUUGUUGCAGGAUUGAUCAGCCGGGAGGUAGACACCGGCCAGUACAUCAUUCCCACUGAGGAGCCAGAGGAGCCUGUCACUGCUCAUCAUGCUCACCGCAGACGCCACCUCAAGCGCUUCAGCUCCAGGUGGUACUCAGGCGCUCCUUCUGGUGGCCCCUUUGAUAGCACCCAUAGCCCCAACCAAGGCACAAGUGGUGAGAACAAGCCCCACAAGCCGCGCUGCAAACUUCUAGGUGAAGGGAGGCCAAAUUACGGUACCGCCAACAAGCAGCGUCAACGCUACGUCACCAAAGACGGGAAGUGCCAGGUGAACCUGGGCCCCAUCGAGGACAAGAGCCGUUUCCUCUCAGACAUCUUCACCACUCUGGUGGACCUGAAGUACCGCUGGUUCCUCUUUGUCUUUACCAUGUGCUACAUUGUUACGUGGGUGGCCUUCGCAGAGAUCUACUUCCUAGACGCCUGGCUGAGGGAUGACGUGGCCCACGUCCAUGACCCGCAAUGGCAGCCGUGCUUCGAGAACGUGGACAGUUUCAUCUCCGCCCUGCUUCUGUCGGUGGAAAGCCAGAGGACCAUUGGCUACGGCUCCAGAUUGGUGACGGCCAACUGCAUGGAGGGAGUGGUUCUCCUCAUGGCCCAGUCUAUCAUUGGCUCAAUCAUUGAUGCCCUCAUGGUCGGCUGCAUGUUCGUCAAAAUCUCCAGGCCUCAGAAAAGGGCCCAGACUCUGAUCUUCAGCAAACACUGUGUCAUAUCGGAGCGUGACGAGAAACUCUGCCUUCUCUUCCGCAUUGGAGACCUGAGGGCGAGUCACAUGGUGGACGCCAAGAUUCGAGCCAAGCUUAUUAAGUCCAGACAGACCAAGGAAGGGGAGUUCAUACCACUGGAGCAGUCAGAGAUCAACCUGGGCUACGAUACCGGAGGAGACAGGCUUCUGUUGGUUGAGCCUCAGACCAUCACCCAUGUCAUCAAUGAAAGCAGUCCCUUCUGGGAAAUAGGGGCUGAGCGUCUGACCAGGGAGAGAUUUGAGAUCAUCAUCAUUCUGGAGGGAAUCGUGGAGGCAUCAGGUAUGACAUGCCAAGCCAGAACUUCCUAUACUGAGGAGGAGAUUCUGUGGGGCCACAGAUUUGAAUCCUGCAUGUCUCUGGAAAAAGGGUCUUACCGGGUGGACAAUGGUGCAUUUGAUAAAACCUUCCCAGUACAUACCCUCACCCUUAGUGCUAAAGAGAAGAGUGAUGAAAAAGAAGACGAGGUCCUCUUUUAGAUCAGUACUAUACACACUGAGCAAACAGCCCUUGUAUUAAUGGAAUUUCAAGGCCAAUACUUGUGAAUGCCUAGGUUUCCCUCCUUAAAAUUAACUUUCCUGUUGUCUUUAAUAUUGUGGAGAAACAUUCUCCAAGAAUUACAUAUUGACAUGCUAAUCUACAGUGCAUUCGGAAAGUAUUCAGACCCCUUGACUUUUUCCACAUUUUGUUACAUAACAGCCUUAUUCUAAAAU